This is a messenger RNA of Postia placenta MAD-698-R-SB12, 3528 nucleotides long. RefSeq lists its product as hypothetical. The record is from RefSeq and is a predicted model, not a curated record. The transcript is spliced from 10 exons. Gene Ontology annotation, molecular function: cytoskeletal protein binding; ubiquitin binding; identical protein binding. NCBI's taxonomy places the organism in Eukaryota, Fungi, Basidiomycota, Agaricomycetes, Polyporales, Adustoporiaceae. Bases 1 to 3528 code for a protein of 1175 amino acids.
AUGGCAGAACCAGAGACCUAUCUUGCAGUCUUAAAGGCUGCCUACGACUAUGACCCUCAACCAGAUGCAGAGGAAGAGCUAGCUAUCAAGGAGGGCCAGGCUCUACUUCUACUUGACCGCAUAGACGAAGAUUGGUGGAAGGUCAAGGUCAAGCCAGACUCUCAAGAUGAGGAAGGGCCGUCGGGACUGGUGCCCGCAGCCUAUGUCGAAGAAGCCACACACAUCUCCGUUGUCAAAGUGCUAUACGACUAUGAAGCCACUCAGUCGACUGAGCUCACUGUAUCAGAGGAAGACCUCCUUUAUGUCUACGACAAAGACGACGCAUGGAUGCUUGUACGGAAAGAGUCGGACGACUCCAGGGUCGGCUAUGUGCCUGGGAACUACGUCGAAGAGGUCACUAGAGAGGAACCUUCCGACGCCGCACCUCCGGCGCCUGCGAUAUCACAGAUCGUCGUGCCGCCAUCGCCACAACGUCCUGUGAGCACAUACGUUGACCCUGCAGAACGUGUCGCAGCAGCAUCUGCGAAAGCUCAGGCGGAUGACAUCAAGACCUGGACAAUUUCCGAAGUGGACAAGAAGGGCAAGAAGAAGAAGGGGACCCUCGGUGUAGGGAACGGUGCAGUAUUCUUUGCCAGCGAGGCUGACAAGACGCCAGUCCAGAAGUGGCAGACUGCGGACAUUCAGAAUGUUCACAUCGAAAAGUCUAAACAUGUACACAUCGAGAUCGGAGGAUCCGAUGCAACAAACCUUCACUUCCACGCUGGCGCCAAGGACGUCGCCGAGGCCAUCGUCGCAAAGCUUGAAUCCUCACGCGCGCUCGCUGCUCCCUCGGCUCCCUCCACCCUUUCACCAUCAGUCGAGGAGGUCCACGAGCCCCGACGCGCCAGUCCCCAGAAGGCCGUGCACUUCGACGCGUCGGAGCCCGAGAUUAUCCCGCCGCGCGAACCCUCGGACGAUGGGGCUGAGGAGCAGCCAGAAGGCGAGGCUGCCGUAGCGCUAUAUGAUUUCGCCGCAGAUGGCGAGGACGAGCUGUCGGUGGCGGAGGGCGAGACGCUUUAUGUCCUGGAACGCGAUAGCGAUGAAUGGUGGAAGUGCCGGAAUUCCUCCGGCGGGGAGGGCGUUGUGCCUGCGAGUUAUAUUGAGCUCGUGAAUGCUGCCGCAUCCACCUCUGCGGCAACUGGAGACGAGGACAGCGCCGCCUCCGCCGCUGCCGAGGCUGCACGGGAAGCGGAGGAGCGCGCAGAAGCGCGGCGCCAGGAGCGUGCGCGUGAGGAGCGGGAACGCGCAGAGCGAGAGCGCAAGAAAGCCGAGGCUGAGAAACGCGCGAAGGCCGCCGCAACUGCAGCGGAGGCAGACAGGAAGCGUCGUGAGCAGGGGCGGGCGAGGAAGGAAGAGGAGACGCGCGCUGCAGCUGCGGCCUCCGAAUCGCGCAAGGAGCGGCGCGACUCUGUUGAUCGGCCAGAGUCGUCGCGGAGCAAGAAGGCGAACGGAGACUCGUCGAGCUCGAGCCGCGGAUCGAUAGACAAGCGGGGUCCGCCUACCGGGGACACACGAGUGUGGCACGACAAGUCAGGACAGUUUCGCGUUGAGGCGGCUUUCCUUGGUCUCAUCGAUGGAAAGCUGCGCUUGCACAAGGUCAACGGCGUCAUCAUUGAGGUCCCGCGGGAGAAAAUGUCUCCUGAGGACCUCAAGUACGUCGAGAAGCUCACCAAGGACGCGCAGCCUCGUAAGUCGGAGGAUGACGACCAGCCUCUCGAACUGCGCCGGCGGUCACUGCAACCAGAAGCCAUGCGUGCUGCUAAGUCGAAGAAGAAAUCGACCAUCGACUGGUUUGAGUUCUUCCUCGGCGCUGGGUGCGAUGUCGACGACUGCACUCGCUACGCGUCUGCCUUCGAACGCGACAAGAUUGACGAGUCGAUUCUGCCCGACAUCACUGAGUCGACGAUGCGAUCCUUAGGGCUGCGCGAGGGCGAUAUCAUCCGCGUCAAGAAGGCAAUCGAGCAGAGGCAGCCAAAGAAGGCCCCUGUCGAUGCGGACCAGAUUCGUCGCGACGAAGAGCUCGCCAGGCAACUGCAAGCCGAGGAGACGGGCUCUUCCGGUGGCAAGCCCAGAAGCCAGCCUCCGAACCUCUUCGCUGGGCCUAAUGGUGCUCUCAAGAACAACUCCAUGCGCCGGGGUCGCCCGCAGUCGAACAAGGGCGGGCCGCCGUCAAGCGUCGAUCUCCAGUCGAUCACGUCGGCAUCCGAUCAGAUGCAACGUACGGGCUCUCCAUCCGCGGCUAGUCCAGACAGUACUGCACCCUCGUCCGCGGCGCCAAUACAGCCGCCGUCGCGCUCGAGCUCUGCCGCGCCGGUAGCCAGUGGCUUCGAUGACAAUGCCUGGACAAAUAGACCAAGCUCGACGAAGCCAACUGCGGCUCCUACCCCGCCUGCACUCGCAGCGCGCGCACCCUCAGCUCCUCCUGCUCCUCCUGCUCCUCCUGCCCCACCAGCCCCCCCUGCACCUGCACCUCUUGCGCCAACACCGCCGGUGGCACCAGCGCAACCUGCGACGCCUACAUUCGUCACCACCAGUCCCGCGCCGGCCUCGCAGCAGUCUACGGGUGCGACCCUUGCGAAGAACGAUAAUGACAUCUUCGAGCAGCUCGCCCGCCUGUCUCAGAUACGGACCCAGAGCCCUGCGGUGCAAUUGCCUCAACGCGCACCAUCUGUUCCCAUAUCAACACCCGUGAGCUAUCAGGCAGGCCUGGGUAUGGGCCCCUCCCCUGUACCUAUGGGCCAACAUCUGCAGAAUCAACAGACCGGUCUCUUGCCGCCACCUCAACAGCCGCAGUUCACGAAUGGCCCCCGCGGCCCCCUCGCACCUGUUCCUGUCAACCAGACUCUUCUACAACCCCUGAUACCCACGACGACUGGUUUCAACAGUUUCGUUCCCACCCGACCGCAGAGCGUGCAGUCUCCCUUCCAAACGCCGCCACAGCAGCCUUCGUUCCUUUCCACUCAGCCAACUGGCUAUCCCGGAGCCAACCAGGCUAUGAUGCCACAGAUGACAGGCUUCCUUAACUCGAACCCGGUAUUGUCACAGCCUACAGGUUUCCCUGGUGGUAACUUCCCGACGUCUGGACCUCUGCUGUCUCAGCCGACAGGUAUACCGAAUAAUUACGGGGGCCCGGUCAACGGAGGUUUCGGGUCGGUUCCCUCUUUCCAGAACAACACCGGCUUUGGCGGAAUUCAAAGCAACCCUACAGGAUAUAACCCUGGCUUCGGACAGUCGCCAUUUGGCAAUGGUGUAGCCUCGCCUCCACCCGUGCCACAACAGCAAUCCUCACUUGCGAAUACCACCCCUGCUAACAUUUUUGCCCAAAUGAAGAGCGGGACAUUUGCGAACGACAACUCAACGGGACCACAGGGUGCAGAUAAAUACGACGCACUGCGCCCUAACCCGUCACCUCUGACUGCCCAACCAACAGGCUGGGGAUAUCAAGGCGUGAACGGUGGAUAUGCGGGCGGUUACGGCUUUCAACAUUGA